AAGUUCGUUCACAAGGAUCUGCAAUGCAGCUGUGGAAAUUAGUUACAAUCUCUUGGGUAGGAGCUAAUUUAGCUAACUAGCCUGUUAGGUUUGCAUUAUUGUUAGCUGAGUUAUCAUUGGGCUAGCUAGCUAGCUAGCUUAACUACCUCUGUAUAAUGACAGCGAACGGCUCGGUCAUGUCUUCCACUUAGAUUUGUCUUUAUUAAGUGCCAGACUGUUUAGUUGGAACUAGCACUAGCUAACAUAACAGCUCCUGGUUCAUAACACCAGCUGGCUAGCGGCGCUUGCUAACUUGGCUUGCUUCGAUGUUUGGCCAUUCUAGUCGUGAAUCUGGGCUAGUUAUUGUGCGGUAAAAACAUAACAUUUACAUGAGAAAGUUCCUUUUUGCUUCAUGGUGAAAACGCGACAUUUUCUCUGUGUGUUUAAAGAGACCUACUCUUUGACACAUGAUGAGGAAAAACGUCUUAAAUAACCAGCGAUAUUCGGUUAGUUCUAAUUGUAAAUAAUAAUAAUAAUAAUAAGUCGAAUUCGGAUAAAUCUAAACGAUACCAUCUCUGAAUAACAAUACAGUUAAAAAAAUAAUAAUUAAUAACCGACUCGUUACUGUAUGAUGAGGUUAUGGCUAAGAGGACAGGAGGCACAUCGCUGUCAGGGUCUCCAUUUUUAAUGAAUUGAUUAGAUAAAUGACAAACGAGUUUAUUAUAUAAACAUAUCCAGAGCUGACCCAUGACACCAUGACUGUCAUUCGGUAGUAAUAGUAUCAUAUAAUAUGUGUACAUAUUGGUAUUAUUAUUAUUACUUAUCAUUGAUGUACACAAGUGCUAAACUGUGUAAAUUUCAGCGGUUUAACCCUUGAUAAUAAUAUUAGGUGGUGUUAAUGUGAACACUUUGUUGCUGCUAGCCUUUCUCCUGACUAACUACUCGUGCUUUGGUUAAUUAAGCAAAGCUCAUUCGUAGCUCAAAUUUGCUCAUCAUAAAAAUUUUUUAAAAAAGGUUGUGUUGGUUGUAAAAGGUAACAUUGACACAAACGGUAAAAUGAAGAAAUUAAUUUUCGUUGACUCUGGGUGUUUUGCUAAAGCCAGUAGUGUUGCAUUACAUAUGUUUGUGAUCAUUUGCCAUCAACUGGGAAACCACUUAUACUUCCGGUUAGUAAAACCCAUUAGUGUUCCAUUUGAGACGAUAUUACCCUUCUAAUAUUCAUACACUAGACGAUACAUAGUGCACAAUGUAAGUGCAUAGUGUUUAGUACGUCAUUUGGGACACAACUAUAGAUAGGUCUGUUUCCCAAAAUAUAAACAAAUUAGUCAUUUAAACCACCAUGACUCUGACCGGGAUAAAGCAGUAACAAGAUGAAUGAAUGAAUGAAUGAAUGAAUGAAUGCCAAGCCACUUUAACAACUUGUACAUUCCCAUGUUAAUCUGACCGCCUGUAUUAAAGUAAAAACCGCCCACUACCACAACAGUUUUCAGUGCUAGGUUUGUGACGUUUCUGCGACUGGAAGUUUGAUCCCGGUUGGGCCGGACUGAAAAAUGCGCCCAAAACACAAAGGGAACUGAUUAAUGAACUGCUAUACAUUAAUCAAGGGGACGCAGGAGUGGCUGCGCAAUGUGACAGGAUGCUGAACCAUCACUUCAGAAGGAACCCGGACCUGCAGGAGGAGCUGCAGAUCCAGGCAGCGGUGGCAGCCGGCGAUGUCUACACCGUGCGCAAGAUGCUGGAGCAGGGCUACUCGCCCAAGAUCAGGGACGCCAACGGUUGGACACUGUUGCAUUUCUCUGCUGCCAAGGGCAAGGAGCGAUGCGUCCGCGUCUUCCUCGAGCACGGAGCGGACCCGACAGUAAAGGACUUCAUUGGUGGUUUCACGGCGCUGCACUACGCCGCCAUGCACGGACGUGCACGCAUUGCUCGCCUCAUGCUGGAAUCGGAGCAUCGCGGUGACAUCAUUAAUGCCAAGAGCAACGACGGCUGGACGCCACUGCAUGUAGCUGCACACUAUGGACGCGACUCAUUUGUGCGCCUGCUCUUGGAGUUCCAUGCUGAUGUAGAUCCACUGAGCGACAAGGGCACUACACCACUGCAGCUGGCUAUCAUCCGAGAGCGUUCAAGUUGUGUGCGGCUGCUGCUCGACCACCACGCCAACAUCGACGUGCAGAACGGCUUCCUGCUGCGAUACGCUGUCAUCAAGGGCAACCACGCGUACUGCCGCAUGUUCCUACAGCGCGGAGCAGACACCAACCUUGGACGCGUAGAGGACGGUCAGACACCGCUUCACCUCUCGGCUCUGCGUGACGACGUGCUCUGUGCGCAGCUUCUCUACGCCUACGGAGCUGACACAAACACGCGCAAUUAUGAGGGCCAGACACCCGCCGCCGUCUCAGCGAGCAUGUCCCGCACCAGCCGACCCUGCCUCGACUUCCUGCAGGAGGUUACAUGCCAACCCAGGACUUUGCAGGACCUGUGUCGGAUAAAGAUUCGUCAGUGCAUAGGCCUUCAAAGCUUAAAGUUCUUGGAGGACUUGCCUAUCGCCAAGGUGAUGAAGGACUACUUAAAACACAAGUUUGACAAUGUCUGACAGAGGCCUGGAAAACUCCGGGCAUCAGCACAGGAACAGAUUCUCUAGCAGACUAUGCAACCUCUCAUUUUCCUUUCUGUUGUCAACCUCCAGCAGCGGAUUGUUUUCUACAACCAUGCGUGAUGUUUUUCUGCCAUUUAAUCUGGAAAUAUAGCCAAGCUAUUUGUCAUGGACACUGAACCCCAGCUUGUGUUCAUUGUUUGAUUAUUGACCCAUGAAGGGGAAAAAAAUUUCAUCAUAUUUUAUUUGAACAAUCCAGUCCUCUUAUUAGGUCGGAGUUAAUGGUGGUUUCAAAAGCUGAUGUUAUGACGAUCUUAUAUCAAUCCAAUAUCAAGGCUUUUGGCAUGUUAAGUAUAAUUAAAUUAUUUGAAUAUGGGAAUUGAUAAGGUUUUUUUUUAUUAUUCAAGCUCAUAGUUUGUAGUUUCUCAAAACAAUUUCAAAAUACUAAUUUACCUAUACAUAUUUCACAUUCACUUCUUUACAAGUUUUUUGUGAUCAGCAAAACAUUUUUAUACAUCAAUAGCAAAACAUUAACGGUAUAACUAUUUAAGAUUUUCUUAUCAUGAUGCACAGACCUACCGAUAAAUCAUCACACCCCUAGUUUCGAGUAUACAAUAGAUAAAGAAACAAUCCCUUUUUACUAACUUACUGACUUUUUUUGUGAUGAAAGAUGUGUGGAAUUCGAUUUUUCAUACAAAACCAUGUCAACUGUGCACCACCUUCCAUUCAACUAUUAACAAUUCAGCACGUUUUGAAGGUGCACUGAGUUAGUAGUCACAUUUAAAUACGAAAUAUUUGACUUGUGAAACAAGCAUUAAAACUGUGAUUUGAAAUUUUCUUCAGUUUUCCCACUUGACGUCUUGGUUUCCUCGUGUGGAACUCAUUAACAAGGAUUACACUAUGUAUAUAAUUGUGUCAUAUGUACAGCAGAUAUUUUUCUAGAAUUAUUUAAGCUAUGAACUCUUGUAUCAUAAAGUGUUAAGGAUUUUUGUUGAAUGGUUGUGUGGCUUUUUUAAAAGUCUUAAUAGUUUUUGUUUGUUUCAAAUUUAGAAUUGAAACACACUGAUAUAAAUGAAUCGGGAGCAAUUAGUGAAAUUGUGGAAAUAUAAUUAAAUUUUUCCCUCUAUCAGAAUUAUCUAUGAGUGUUUUUGGUAGUUGGCAAAUGGUGGGGGGGGGAGGCAUUUCGUCGUGCCUUCGCUUCACCUGGAUGGAAUCUUGGGUUGCUCAACAGCAUGCGCAUUUUUCUCAGGUGUGUCACGUAUUAUUAAAUUAAGUUGACUAGUUUUUGUAAGGUGCACCAGUAUAAUCUAGUACGGUAAAUAUUUUGUUCAUUUAUUACAGCUUUAGUCAGAUUAGAGUAUGCGUUGUGUCCCACCUGUAUUGAGUAGGCACAUGCCUAUAAUUGGCUAGACAAUAUUUUGCAAUAUGCAUACUGAAGACAGGUCGAAUUAUUGUAGUUUAUUCACAAGGUAGUCCGUCCAUCCAUUUGGAAGGCAGUCUCUAAGGCUGCUUAUUGAUGACACGUUUAAAGGAGCGUUGAACAUGGACGUUCCUUCAAAUUCAAGAAGGUGAUAACUAUUGUACAUCAGGAUGCAAGGUUACGCAAAGGAUGUGGAAAUUUUAAAUGAAGCGUACAUGGCUGGAGCUGGGUUUAAUUUUAUUCAGCCUCAUACUAAUAAAAUGGAAUAGAGGUUAUUGUUAUUGUUCUUUCAAUGUUGCCGGGUUGAACUGAAAUUUCCUAAAUUAAACACGUGAGCUGUUCAUCUGAGAAUAAAUACAGGAAUAAAGAAGAAUGUUUUCGAUUGGACUUUAUCUGUAUAUUCAGGUUUUUACAGUUUCAGUAAAGUCCUGACUCCAUUAAAAAAAGAAAUUUUUUUUUACCAUUUCAGCAGUGCUUUCUCUGAAAUUUUGUUUACUGUGUGUGUGCGAGUGUGUGUAUUUUGUGUUGAAGCGCUGAUGUGUUUUCAGAAAGCACUUAUUCCGGAUUCAAAUCUUCUAAACGUCUUCCACGCCUUUCACCACCACAACUACUGAAUGUACAUAAACUGCUGUUUGCCUGGCCCAACAUGAAUUGUGUGAAUAAAUGAUUAUCACAAGGUCCUUGUUGAAUUUUUAAGCAUUA
Ictalurus punctatus (channel catfish) is the source of this 4694-nucleotide messenger RNA. It is a transcript of the gene asb7, whose product is annotated as ankyrin repeat and SOCS box containing 7. Lineage: Eukaryota; Metazoa; Chordata; Actinopteri; Siluriformes; Ictaluridae. Gene Ontology annotation, molecular function: protein binding. The transcript has 5 exons. The record is from RefSeq and is a predicted model, not a curated record. Gene Ontology annotation, biological process: intracellular signal transduction. The coding region runs from base 1616 to 2572 and encodes 318 amino acids.